GAAAUCAAAAUAGGCAAGGUCAAUGAACUUUUACACACGUGCUGUCGGUGCAUGAUAUUGAUAUCGAUGUCCAAAAAUCAUGUCUGCUUUAAAGGGAAUUAAACGAAAAAUUGCUCGUGUAGAAGUAUCAUAUAAUUCUGGGAGUGAUGGAGACGUCGAGAGCGACGAAGAACUUAACACAGGUACUAUCUUAAAAAGGAAGAUGAAGGCUUUACCGAUUUCACCCCCAAAACAACAAUCAAAAGAGAAGAUAAAUAAUGAAAGUAAAGAAGAUGAAGAUGAUGUUGAGAAUGAAGAUGAAGAGAUACCAGGAGGAGGCUGGGCUGAUGCUAUGGCAAGCAUCCUCAGGAAAGAAACGCCAGAAGAUGCCUCAGCUGUACUUGCUAAAUCAAAAGACUAUGCUAAAGCAAAGGAGAAAGAGAAGAAGGAAUUCAUGGAAAGAGUAAAAGAGAAACAAAGCAGAAAGAAAUGGGAAAACAUGGCGAAGGUGAUGCCCAAAGUGACUGACAAGGAGUUUGAAAGAUCUCUUCAACGAAUAGCAACAAAAGGUGUUGUGCAGCUUUUUAAUGCAGUGAAGAAGCAACAAAAAACCAGAGAAGAAAGACUCAAAGAAGUCGGAGGUUCACAACGAAAAAGGGCUAAAGUAGAGGCAUCGCUAACAAAGGGCAAUUUCCUGGACAUGUUGAAAGGCACACCAGCCCCUUCAAAUGUAGACCCUUCAUCAAAGAAGAAAGAGAGCAUCACAUCAUCAAAGAAUUCAUCAGUCGGGGCUGAGCCAUCAUGGGGAGUGUUGCGAGAUGACUUCAUGCUUGGUGCAGGGAUGAAAGACUGGGAUAAGGAUGAUGAGGAGGAGGAGAGUGAUGAGGACAAUGAUGACAAUGGUUUAUCAUCAGAAUCAGACUGAUGUAUAUAUAUUUAUAUAUAUAUACAAUGGAAGAUGGCUUGAUAUGACAUGCGUACGGGCUGCUGUGAUUUGACACCAUAUUGAUGCCUUACUUUCAUUGAAUACCGAUGGACGAAAGGUGAUAUAUGAGCCUAGUUUGACAUUAGGUAUUUCCAACUGUCAGAUGCAGACGGGUAAAACAUCUAACUUGGAUGAAUAUUAAGAGUAUAUCUAGUGCUUUGGAUGGUUCUUCAGCUGGUAAGAGUGUAUAUCCAACUGGUUAUUUAAUGCUUGUAAAGCACAAAAGAUUGAAGAAGUCAAGUCAUCUGUGAGGAGACAAUACUUUGAGCAUGAUACCUGAUUGGACCAUCUUACUUUCAUCUGGUAUCUGAUUUUAAAGAGAAAUGCCAGUAGUUGCAGUAAACACUGAUUUCAUAAGAAAGUCUGUAAAACCAUGCUUAAUUGU
Molecule: messenger RNA, 1349 nt
Organism: Lytechinus variegatus (green sea urchin)
Lineage: Eukaryota; Metazoa; Echinodermata; Echinoidea; Temnopleuroida; Toxopneustidae
Product: RRP15-like protein
Exons: 5
Coding region: 80-904 (274 amino acids)
Biological process (GO): maturation of LSU-rRNA; maturation of 5.8S rRNA
Cellular component (GO): preribosome, large subunit precursor
Source: RefSeq, a predicted model, not a curated record